Molecule: messenger RNA, 1608 nt
Organism: Petromyzon marinus (sea lamprey)
Lineage: Eukaryota; Metazoa; Chordata; Hyperoartia; Petromyzontiformes; Petromyzontidae
Source: RefSeq, a predicted model, not a curated record
UCAUCUCCGCGCAGGAGACCCCGUGGUGGUGAACAUCAGCAUUUACCUCAAGAGCUUGGGCGACAUCCGCGAGUCCACCAUGGACUACCGGGUGACCCUCACGCUGUGGCAGCGCUGGAACGACGACCGCCUGCGCUACAGCAGCCGCGACUUCAACGCCACCGACCUGGACGAGUCCAACGCGGCCUUCAUGUGGAAGCCCGACCUCUACUUUGGCAACGAGGAGAGCGCCACGGUGCACACCGUCACCACGCCCAACAGCAUGCUGCGGAUACACGACAACGGGGACGUCCUCUACUCCAUGAGGCUGACGCUCACCCUCAGCUGCCCCAUGGACCUCCGCACGUUCCCCAUGGACACGCAAACCUGUCCCUUGCUCAUCACCAGUGCGAGCUACACGGAGCGAGAUUUGCUUCUCCGCUGGAGGGUGGAGCAAGCCAUCGUGUUGGCUGACGACCUCAGCAUCCCCCAGUUCGAGUUGGACCGCAGGAUCACCCUGGAGGACUGCACAGAGACCUACCGCACAGGCCUGUUCCCGUGCCUGAAGGCGACGUUCACGCUGAGCAGGCAGAUGGGCUACUACGUGACCCAGGUGUACGUGCCCAGCCUGCUGCUCGUCAUGGUCUCCUGGCUCUCCUUCUGGAUCAACAAGGACCCGGCACCCGCCCGGGUCAAUCUGGCCGCCACCACCAUCCUCAGCAUGAUCACCAAGAGCACCGACUCCCGGUCCUUCCUGCCCAAGGUGUCCUACGCCACCGCCAUGGACGUGUGGAUGGCCACGUGCCUGGUGUUCGUGAUCGCUGUGCUGGUGGAGUACACGCUGGUACAGGCCACGGCACGCCGGGCCAAGGACUCCAAAGUGGUGGAGGAGAGUAAGGAGUCUCCGGCCGAGCUGGAGAAGAAGUUCACGCGGCAGGCGGUGAUGGUGGAUGUGAAGGCGCGCUUCGUGUUCCCCGCGGCCUUCGCCGCCUUCAACGCCGUCUACUGGGUCACCUGCGUCGUGGGCCUCAAGAGCCUGCAGUGAAGACACCACCACAGAGACACCACCACCACAGAGACACCACAGAGACACCACAGAGACACCGUGUCCACCACAGAGACACCACAACCACAGAGACACUGCACUGAUAACGCCGUCUACUGGGUCACCUGCGUCGUGGGCCUCAAGAGCCUGCAGUGAAGACACCACCACAGAGACACCGCAGAGACACCACAACUACAGAGACACCACAACUACAGAGACACCACAGAGACACCACAGAGACACCACCACCACAGAGACACCACCACCACCACAGAGACACCACAACUACAGAGACACCACACUGAUAACGCCGUCUACUGGGUCACCUGCGUCGUGGGCCUCAAGAGCCUGCAGUGAAGACACAACCACAGAGACACCGCAGAGACACCACAGAGACACCACAACUACAGAGACACCACCACCACCACAGAGACACCACAACUACAGAGACACCGCACUGAUAACGCCGUCUACUGGGUCACCUGCGUCGUGGGCCUCAAGAGCCUGCAGUGAAGACUCAGCAGAGACACCACAACUACAGAGACACCACAACUACAGAGACACCACAACUACAGAGACACCAC